This is a messenger RNA of Penicillium taxi, 366 nucleotides long. RefSeq lists its product as uncharacterized. The record is from RefSeq and is a predicted model, not a curated record. Bases 1 to 366 code for a protein of 121 amino acids. The transcript has a single exon. Lineage: Eukaryota; Fungi; Ascomycota; Eurotiomycetes; Eurotiales; Aspergillaceae.
AUGAGUAAGCCAUUCCGUAUCAUUCAACUGAACGUGAGAAAACAAGGCACUGUGCAUGACAGCUUGAUGAAUGACGAACAAACUCGAGACGCAGCGGUGUUAGCGAUCCAAGAACCCCAAGCGAGGAGAAUUCACGGCAGGCUCUUGACGACCCCGAUGGGACAUCACAAGUGGACGAAGAUGGUUCCUUCUACCUGGAGGGAAGGCAGAUGGGCGAUCCGAAGCAUGCUUUGGGUCAAUAAAGAGAUAGAAGCGGAGCAAGUGGCUAUAGAAUCGCCGGAUCUGACAGCGGCGGUCAUCCGGCUCCCCGAGCAACUGAUUUUUAUAGCAUCAGUUUACGUCGAGGGGGAGAUGCCUCAGCAUUGA